Chlamydomonas reinhardtii is the source of this 2485-nucleotide messenger RNA. RefSeq lists its product as uncharacterized. Lineage: Eukaryota; Viridiplantae; Chlorophyta; Chlorophyceae; Chlamydomonadales; Chlamydomonadaceae. The transcript has 8 exons. Bases 288 to 1340 code for a protein of 350 amino acids. Gene Ontology annotation, cellular component: cytoplasm. The record is from RefSeq and is a predicted model, not a curated record. Gene Ontology annotation, molecular function: phosphatase activity.
AUAAAAGACGUAUUCUUGUAUCAUUCUGCAUGAAGACUGCAGCUGGCAAGGGCCAUCCCGAGCGAUUACGGCAGCGAUUCCUCGAUUCCCUGAGACGUAAAAACGAGCACUCAGUGUACCGCGGACAUGCAUAGUGUUUGAACAUAUAUCUGUCCAACAGCAGAAGGCGGAAUUGGUAUUAUCCCCACCUGCACGCAAUUGCGUGCCGAAACACACCGUUAAAGUCCUUUCUUGCAUCACUGCAGCAAGCGGGCCUGAAUACGCAUAGUGCAAGAGGUUUAGGUACCAUGGCCCGUGUGGUGUUUGCGGUAGCGCUGCUCGCUGGUGUGCUCGCGUGCGCAGCCGCGACGAGACCGCUCCAGCGCAGCGCCGUGGACGAUGGCGACAUUACGCACCAGCUGAAGUUUAUUAACAAGCACGUUGACAAGAAGGACAAGCACCCGUAUCGCACCCCCACCGGGCUGUUCAUUCAGGAGCGCGCCUCCAAGCAGCUCCCCGGCCCUGGCCAGCACUUUUCGUUCGGCGCGCUGGUCACAUGGGAUGUCAUUCACCAAACUCUGGACCAGCUGCCAGACUCCAAGCUCAUCUUCCUCAUCCGCCACGGUCAGGCGGUGUCCAACUACCUGUCGGACACGCUGGGCCCGGACGAGUGGUUCAAGUGGGAGACCAAGUGCGGCUACAGCGACAACGCCACCUCCUGGAACCUGUUCGAUGCGGACCUGACGGACCUGGGUGAGGCGGAGGCGGACGCGCUCAACCUGAUGCUGCUGGACAGCGGCUGGUUCAAGACCCUCACCGCAGGACUGCCCGCACGUGCGGUGGUCAGCCCGCUCAGCCGCUGCCUGGAGACCGCCACUCGCGCGCUCAAGGACCUGCCCUUCACCGCCACCCAUGUGGAGGAGAACGUGCGCGAGACGCUGGGCGAGGACACGUGCGACGCGCGCCGCUCCGCCUCCGACCCCAAGCCCGGGGACAAGGAGAAGCUGCAGGGCGUGUGCAAGUUCGAGCAGGGCCUGCGCACCAGGUUCCCGCAGUUCGAGUUCCCGGUGUCUCCCGGCAAGCCCGGCCAGCGCUCGGGCUUUGGGCUGCUGGCUGACGCCGACCCGCUGUGGACGGAGGACCGCGAGACCCAAGGGCACCAGACCAAGCGCGCGCUGGGCUUCCUGCAGGACCUGUGGGAGUUUGCUCCGGAGCGGGUUGUGUUCGUGGUGACGCACUCGGGCUUCACGCGCUCCGUGCUGCUGGCCGCCGGCCGCGAGCCCUACCGCCCCCAGAACACAGAGCUGGUGCCGCUGCUGCUGCAGCGCGUACCGCAGCCGCUGGCGGAGGAGGCGGAGUAGAAGGAGAGAGGAGGGAAGGGAGGAGGUGGAGGAGGCGCUGGGAAGGGAGGAGGUGGAUGCGGGGGUUGCGGCGCCUCGGGUGUGAAGGUCUUGGCCGCGCGGCCGGUUGUGCAACAGUUGCAGUGAUUCCAAGCCAGGCAUGACACCACUUUGCAAAGGGCAAAUAAACGUUGCGUGUGCGUGGUGGGAUUAUUAUUGAUUCCCAGCAUGCAGGGGUGCAGAGCAUCUUUGGAAAGCCACGUUGUUGCCGCGCUCUCUGGCGUGGCCUAUGCAGACAAUUUCAGGCUGAGCCUGCGCAGGCGCGUUGAAAUGCUUUGCUGGCGCGGGGGCACAUGAUUUGUUUGUGCAUUUAUGUUUGUCAUGUGCUGCUUGGGAAGCUAGCUGAGCCUGUGCACAUGUGAGACUGUCGCUGUGACUGUGCACGCCGCGUGUGAGAGCCGCGUGCAUGUGGGUUGGGCCAAAACACGGGCGGUCGGCAUUCAGGCGUACUUGCCGUGGAAUCAUUUUGUAAACAUGGCCUUGAUCAGUAGGAUGUGUAUGUACGGGCUCUUGCUGCUGGGGAUGAAAGCGGCGGAUGCCAGGGUGCCCCACUUGGUGGGGGGCGGGGGAAGGCAGGUGCAGGCCUUCCGCCAUCUACGCGCGGCCCAACGGCCAACGGCUGGUUUGCGCCGCGAGUAUUAAAACGCGCACCGCUCCAAUCAUACCAACAUGCACUUCAAGUAGCACAAACUCAGGACUCAAGAUAACAAAGUCAUCUCAUACUUUGAAGGGCACUGCAGACUCAGCGCUCGUAUCUUCCUUCGUUCGGAACGAAAUUUGCCAAAAAGGGCCUCUGGCGGAAGAAAUUAUUUUGAUCUUGACUUGAAAUUUCGGCCAAAACGCGCGGGAUCUUGGGGGUUUUUUCGGCAAACAGACGAAGACAGUUUUGGGAUUUCGGCCACUUUUGGCCGAAGGACAAGGGGGUUCCAGCGGCUACUCCACGGCCAAAACCUGCGUGGCAUAUGGUGAGAAGGCUCAGAGGGCUGUAUCUAUGGGUGUUGACGGCGGGAGAGUGAGGUUGGGUCGGCGGGAAGCAGGGGAGGAGUGGGCGUGUCGUGUCGGUGUCGACAUCUGAGAAUGUUCUGGGGCAUUGGGUUCACUGUUAU